Patiria miniata (bat star) is the source of this 714-nucleotide messenger RNA. Its product is annotated as lactadherin-like. The record is from RefSeq and is a predicted model, not a curated record. Lineage: Eukaryota; Metazoa; Echinodermata; Asteroidea; Valvatida; Asterinidae. The transcript is spliced from 4 exons. Bases 1 to 714 code for a protein of 237 amino acids.
AUGGUCUCAUGCCAUCAAGUCUGCUUCAUCGGAUCGGAGUACAUCCCACAAUCUGGUAUCCCACCCCGUUGGUUUUUACUGUACAAAGAUCCGUGCGAAUGCACCGCUAUACGUCUCGGUGGGAUGCGCAAUCCUGCUUCAUCAUACUCUCAGAGGGCGCCCUACUACCUGAACGAGCUUUUCCUGAGCGAGGAUUCUGACGAAAUUAAGACCUACUUCACAUGCAGUCGCCUGACCACAGUUCGUACAGCGACAGCCGAAUGUCCAAGUCCAGCGCCCCUUGGGGUCGGGGACAGGGCAAUAAUCCCCGAUGAUCGCAUCAGAGCGUCAAGCAGUGAUUGUUGCCCGGCAGUGUGGGCCCGUCUCAACGACGUGUCUUCUGGAUGGUCACCCGCAAUAUUCGAUAACAAUGCCUGGAUCGAAGUGGACUUGGUUGAGAGUACAGUGGUGAGUGGGGUCACCACACAAGGCCACUACGAUUGGUAUGUUACGGAGUACAAAGUUGUGUAUAAGAAGUUGCCCUCGUCUGACUAUGAACCCGUGACGGAAGGAAACGGAAACGUCAAGGUGUUCAUUGGUAACAUUAAUGGCAACACCCCGGUCACUAACUUUUUUGAGGAGAGCUUGGUGGCCACGGUAGUGCGCAUUGAGACCAUUGCAUGGGUAGGAGAAGUCACCCUGAAGUUCGAGUUGCUUGGAUGUCGACGUGGCUAA